AGCUGGGAAGAAAAGAUUGUCUCUGACCUUACUAGUGUGUCUUGGCACAGAAGACUGGUAGUAAACAAGUAAACAGUUGACAAGUGCAGUAACCACGGGAACAGAACCUGCUCAGUGACAAGGAUGAGGACUAUUCCAGAGACCCAUGACCAGGAGCUGAGAACAGGUGCAAAGAAAGAACGAUGCCUUCAGAGAAAAUGCUUACUUCUGUGUACACUUCUUCUCAGUACUCUCCUUGGGUUUACAAUGCUUAUCACCUACAUCGUGAUGACUUGUGGUCUAGGAUCCUGUGAUGUCGAGCUGGGUCUUACACUGUUGGCCAGACUCCUGGAUUCUAGGAAUGACACUGUGGACCCCUGUGAGGAUUUCUACAAAUAUGCUUGUGGCAGCUGGGAAGGCAAACACUCAAGCAGAGCCACAGAAGAAUCACUAAACGUAUUUGAUGUGUUGAUGGAAGAAAACCAGUUGAUCCUGAAAAGACUUUUAGAGGAGCCACAGUUUGGGAUAAGAGGCUCAGCUAAGGAGAAAGCAAUCCAGUUCUAUCACUCCUGCAUGGAUACCCAAAAGAUAGAAUCCCAAGGAACUCAGCCAUUGAAGGACCUCCUAAAUCAGAUUGGUGGAUGGAAUAUCACAGGUGUGGGAAAAGCAAAAGAUUUUAAUGAAACUCUUCAGACUCUCAUGGGCAGAUACAGCACCUUUCCCUUUUUCAGAGUCCUUGUGGGACCUAGUCCUUUUGACCUCAAGACCAAUAUUAUUCAGAUUGACCAUCCUGAGUUUGAGAUGCCACCUGAGAGUAAAUUCAAAGAGAAAAAUUAUCUUGAGGUUCUCCGUGUGUAUCUCACAUAUUUGAAGAAACUGGGGGGCCUACUUGGAGGGCCACAGGAUGGUCCCCCAGAUUCUUUUUCCCUUACCUUGUCCUUCAUCUCUAACCUCCAGCGAGUUGUCACCCCACUGCAGGAAAGACAGCAGCGGGGGAUGCUGUUCUUCCACACUACCAUUAGGGAGCUACAGGAAAAGGCACCUGCUAUAGACUGGUUGUCAUGUCUCCAGGCUGUCUUCCAUCCUAUGCAGAUGAACCUGUCUCAGCCAAUUGCAGUGCAUGACAUGGAUUACAUAAGAGGCAUGUCACAGCUUAUCGAACAAUGGCACAAGGAAAGGGUCCUUCACAUUUAUAUGAUUGUUUGUCUGGUUGGGAAUCUCUCCCCAGCCCUUGACAGUCGAUUCCAAGAUGCACGCCUGGAACUAUCUAAGAUUCUUUAUGGAAAAAUGGGAUCUAGAAUGAUUCCAGCUGAGCGCUGGAGGAAGUGCUUGACUGAUACCAGCUCUUUCUUUGAGCCAGUUCUAGGGCAGAUGAUUGUGCAAGAAAUUUUCCCUCAGCAGACCAAGACACUUGCUGAGCAGAUGUUCUCUGAGAUCCAAGAUGCCCUCUAUGACCAACUGGAUCAGUUGAAGUGGAUGGAUGAACAAACUCGCCAAAAGGCUAAAGUCUUGGUUUCCAAACUACAAGUGGAGAUUGGCUAUCCAGCUCACAUACUCCAGACUGACAAAGUGAACAUGGAAUACCAGAAUCUGGUGAUAAAUGAAGACACUUUUUUCCUCAAUGUGGUGGCUUGCCUGAAAGUACAGAGGGAAAAUUCUUACUUGAAACUCCUUCAGCAUCACUCACAGGAUAACUGGCAUGUGUCCCCCUGGACUGUGCGUUCAUACUACUCAAUAAGGCACCACAUGGUGGUCUUUCCUGCUGGAAUGUUCCGCAGCCCUUUUUUCCACACAAAAUUUCCCAGCGCUGUGAACUUUGGAGCCAUCGGGGUCUUCAUGGCACAUGAACUUCUUCACACAUUCUACGGUUACGUGCUGCCUGGGGGCUGUCCUACAUGCGACAGGGGUGUACUACAAAAAUCUAUAGACUGCUUGGUUGAACAGUAUGAAAGCUAUGGCUCUAAGGUCAAUGGUACUUUUACACUGUUGGAGAAUACAGCUGACACUGGAGGGCUUGCCAUUGCUUACCAGGCCUAUAAGAAUUGGCUGAAAAAGCACAAAGAAGAGAAGGAUUUACCUAAGAUUGGACUUUCACAUGACCAGCUUUUCUACCUCAGUUUUGCUCAUGCAAUGUGUGGAAACCAGGAUCCUGAGAAAUUACAGUCUUCCCUGAAUACAGAUUCACACAGUCCCCUGCCACUUCGUGUCUGUGGGCCUGUCAGCAAUAGCCAGGACUUUGCCAAGCACUUCCACUGUUCCAGUGGAUCCCCAAUGAACCCAGACAAGAAAUGCCACAUCUGGUGAUCUGCAUGGAAAAAGAGGAAGAGAGGUAUGACCGCAGGGAGAGGAAGGCGUGACUCGUAAAGUGUGACCAUCUUCUCAAGGCCACUUGGGUGAUGUGGUGCUCUUGUUCACUCUUCUACCUACAUUUUCUUGUUAUCUUUUUCUCAGCAGUUGAUUGUAGCAAAAUUAUUAAACUGGGGUCAUAAGAGGAAAGGGUCUUCUACUGCUCUCAGCACUUUGUCCUGGAUAUGACAACUAGAGUUUAGCAAAUCCUAAAGGAGCAAGAUGACUACCUGGUAGACAACAACUUCUGAGUCAUUGUAAACAGAAGGACUGUUACAUUAUUAGUCACUCUGUUCAGUGCAUUUCCCUGCCUAUUCUUGCAACCUUACAGUCAUGUUGAAUGGGCAGAGCAAUAAGGCAGAGCUCUAAGACUUGUUCACAUAAGAUUUGCUGUUAGGGAAAUCCUAUGGGUUACUGUGUGUUGUGGUUUAAGCCCAGCUGGUAACUCAGACACACGUGUGGCAAACCACACGUGUAGGUUACCAGAGAGGGAAGAAUCCUCUUUUCUUCUUCUGCCAAUAAAUGGGGAAAGGAACUAGGAAAGACUCAAGGCUCUAGCUUCUAGGCUGAAAGAUAAGUCACCUAAUAUUGAAGGUUGCUGAAGACCUUUCCUGUUCUUUCUUUGUUUCAUCAGCAAAACUCCUAAGAGAUAAAAGAGGGAAGAGGAAAGCAUCCUCAUUAGUGGGAGUAGGAUUGGGAGCUGGGAAGAGUUUGUCUUUCUUCUUUCUUUCUUCUCCAACAAGAUUCUAUUUCUUUUUAGUCUAUAUUUAGAGUUGAGGAUAUGGUUGAGGGUGAAGGAACAGUCACAAGGGGUUUUAGAAGUCUCUGAAGACUGAACAAUUGGAAUUCCAAGAACUUCUCUGGAUCCUGAACCUGGUUCUCUCAUCCCUUCAUUUGUAAACAUAUAGCAUCCAAACAGAGUAGAGUUGCAGUAGGGGUUUACCUUCUACUUGAAAUUUAAUUUUAUAUAUUAAUUUGAAGGAAAAGAGAGCAAAAAGUAGUGUAUUUUAGAGUAGCAGGAGACAUGCUUAAAAGCACAUUCUCAAGAGCAACCUAAUAAUUGCAUCAAGUUCAUGUUCUGAUAAUUAGAAAAUAUAGACCAAUGGUCUAGAAUUUACCAAAGUUGGUAAAUAUACAAAACACAACUACCUUUUGCAUGUUCUUCAAAGUGUUCUUAAUUGUGGGAAGAUUUUGAUUUUACUUAUUAUACUGGCUGCCUCGGGAUUCUUUGUAGAACACGUGAUGGCAAAUGGAAAUAUCCCUUUUCAAUGUAAGCAUUGUACAAAUUCUUAAAAUCCUAAUUACUCUGUUAUUCCUUUCCAAUACUGACUAAUGCGGGUAAAUAUUUUCCAAGAACAGACUUUUCAGAGAUUUUGUUUUCAUUAGUUAACUAAAAUAUUAGUAAAGUGUUUGCUUCAGUGAAAAAAGUUGUUUGUAUUGCAAACUCUUUAUGACCUGUUUCUUUGUUCUGUAUUUGUACUGUUCCCAGCAUGACUGGAGUUCAUAGCUGAACCUCACGAGUAAUAAAUAAUAAUAUCUAGAAUUAA
Messenger RNA from Strigops habroptila (Kakapo), 3872 nucleotides. It is a transcript of the gene KEL, whose product is annotated as Kell metallo-endopeptidase (Kell blood group). The transcript is spliced from 18 exons. Lineage: Eukaryota; Metazoa; Chordata; Aves; Psittaciformes; Psittacidae. Gene Ontology annotation, molecular function: metalloendopeptidase activity. The coding region runs from base 124 to 2283 and encodes 719 amino acids. Gene Ontology annotation, biological process: protein processing. Gene Ontology annotation, cellular component: plasma membrane. The record is from RefSeq and is a predicted model, not a curated record.